AUGGCGCCCCUCGCCAUGUCUAUCGUCUCGACGCCGCUCGCGGGCGUCGCCGUGCACCGCCCGACCCCCACCGGCGCGGCCGACCGCCGCAUCCCCCGCGCGCUCGCCGUGCGAUGCCGCGCAGCCGCCGCGUCUUCUCCCGCCGAUGCCCCCCCGAUGGGCGCGACGAGGGUGUGGCACUGCCCUCCCCCGGAGAAGGAGCGCAAGGCGCAGCAGGCGUGCUCCACCAUCUCCAAGCUCCCCCCGCACGUGCUCGGCGACGGUGGCCUAGACCCCGCGACGCAGUCCCCGCAGAACCAGCAGGCCUACCUCGGCUCCCUCGCCGAGCGGUUCCUGCCCGUCAACCUCUCGUACAAGGACGUCCGCGUGCUCAACGUCGACCCUCCGGUGUUUGCGAUCCCGCGCUUCGUCCCCGCGGACGAGUGCGACGCCAUCGUCGCCAUCGCCAAGGGGGGUAAGAAACUCGUGAGGAACGUGAAGCGCGUCGAGCUCGGCGCGAAGCUCCCGGCGCCCGUCGCCGACGGCGCCCCGGCGCUUGUCCAGAGGCUCAUGGAACUCUCGGAAGAUUGCAAAACAUUCGUCCGGUGCGACGGCGCGUGGCUGGAGGGAUCCGUCGCGUCCGCCUGGGGCGCGGAUGCGGGCCUUAAAGCCGCUCCCCCGCCCGGUGCGUUCGCGUUCGAGAUGCCGCAGCUGUGCGUCACGGCAAAGGGUAAAACUUCCGAUCCCCUCCCGGACGCGUAUGACACCGACGCCGCCAACGCGAUCGGCUCGCAGCGCAGAGCGAUGGUCCGAGUCUUCCUCUCCGACCCGCCCGUCGACGCGUCACCGGGUGCCGACUUGCCGUCCCCGGGUGCCGACUCCUCGUCGUCCACCACCCCGGACAUCGACCGCGACGCGUACAGCCUCAAGUUCGACAUCCUCGACCUCGCGCUCGCCCCCGCCAAGGGCACCGCCAUCGUCACCUUCCCCUCCUUCGCCGACGGCGCCGCGGAUGAGCGCGCCGCGUGCGUCGUUCGUGCGCCCGCGGAAGGUCCCCCGACGUGCUGGAUGGACCUCCCCAUCGCCGUUGGGCUGGACGAGGGCGGGAUCAGGAAGCCGGUGAGCAUGUCGGACGUCGUGGUGGAGAAGGUUGGCACCGAUGUGAACGUAGGCGACGCGGCGCGGUCGAGGAACAGGCAGGAGUGGCGAGCCGACGUGAAAGGGGCGGGUCCGACGGGCGACGCGGAAGCGACGGAGACGGACGGGGCGGUGGCGGAGGCGGCGCGGAAGAAGCUUGACGAGCUUAAGAAGCAGGGGCUGUGAUUGUUUAUUCAUCAUUCGACGCGCAUCGUGAACGACGACGCCGAGGCCGUCGCCGUCGCGGCUGAAAAAAAGCGUUUGGUAAAAGUCCAGUACGCAUAACGAACUCUCGCCUCGCCAGCCCGCGCGUCGAGAUCGCAGAAAAGGCGAGAUCCCGGUUUGCGAACCUUCCUUCUCACCUCGGCAGAGACCCGGUCGUCAAUUUCGGCAGAUCAGACAACUGUACCCGGCCGCUGAGUCCCCCGAGAUUUCGAUGACUCCCCCGCGGCGUUGUACCGGCGACGAAUUCGAUUGGCCGUCUCGAUCGAUCCAAAAAUAGCCAAAACCGAGACUCCCGGUUUAUCCGAUGCGUCUCCCUCAGCAAACUCGCCAGCCAAUCCGCUGCAGCCAUUCCUGCACGUCGAAAGUAAUAAACUCGACCACGGUUUUCGGUCUCCCUCGGCCAAUCAGAACCCGGAAUUGGCCGAAUGAAAUCCGAAUCCGCGCUCGUGAGUCGAGCGAAGGAACAACUGCGAGCAUCGUCGCGUGGUGGGGGGGCAUAUUCGCACCCGCUUCAACGCAACACACCUCUCAACUCCAACCGAGAAUAAUGUCCUGCAUCGCUGCCGCCGGCCUCAUCCCCCUCCGCGCCGCCCCCGUGCGCCGCGCCGCCUCCGCGAAGUCCUCCAAG
Micromonas commoda is the source of this 1969-nucleotide messenger RNA. RefSeq lists its product with no specific name. The record is from RefSeq and is a predicted model, not a curated record. The transcript has a single exon. Lineage: Eukaryota; Viridiplantae; Chlorophyta; Mamiellophyceae; Mamiellales; Mamiellaceae. The coding region runs from base 1 to 1302 and encodes 433 amino acids.